This is a messenger RNA of Macadamia integrifolia, 1819 nucleotides long. Its product is annotated as sodium/hydrogen exchanger 1-like. The transcript has 12 exons. The record is from RefSeq and is a predicted model, not a curated record. Lineage: Eukaryota; Viridiplantae; Streptophyta; Magnoliopsida; Proteales; Proteaceae. Bases 264 to 1682 code for a protein of 472 amino acids. Gene Ontology annotation, biological process: regulation of pH; proton transmembrane transport; sodium ion transport. Gene Ontology annotation, molecular function: sodium:proton antiporter activity. Gene Ontology annotation, cellular component: membrane.
AACCAACCAUUCUUCCAUUCUUCCCUCCUCUUCCCUGUUCCUGUUGCAUUCUCUCUAGUCAUGUCUCAAGUCUCAAUCGUAUUCAUACGAGAGUAUUCUUCAAAAUUCUCUCUCUCUCUCUCUCUCUCUCUCUCUCUCUAAGCUUAUUAGCUCAGACCCAGAAACAAGGACUAAGUAAUCAUUUUAUCUUUGGAGCAAUUCUAUCUUCUUCUCUGAUCGAAAAUUUGAAUGCGUGGUCAAAUUCAGAAAUCUAGAAGUGGUUAAUGGCGGGUUCUGCUCUGUUAUCCUCUCUUAUACCCGAGCUUGGUAUUUCCUCUUUCCUAAACAAGGAAACUGUUGUUUCCCUCACUGUGUUCUUCACCCUACUAUGUGCUUGCAUCGUGAUCGGUCAUCUUCUUGAAGAAAACCGAUGGGCUAAUGAGUCCAUCACUGCUCUUCUUCUGGGAUUAUGUGCUGGGGUUGUUGUGCUGUUGGUGAGUAAAGGCCAAAGCUCGCAAAUACUCAAUUUCAGUGAGGAAUUAUUCUUCAUUUAUCUCCUUCCUCCUAUCAUUUUCAAUGCUGGUUUUCAGGUCAAGAAGAAGCAGUUUUUUCGUAACUUCUCAACAAUAUUGUCAUUUGGGGCUAUUGGCACACUGAUAUCAUUCUGCCUUAUCUCCCUAGGAGCAAUAUUUAUAUUAAAAAGGAUUGGCAUCGCAUCCUUGAGCACUCAAGAUUAUCUAGCGGUUGGUGCCAUAUUAUCAGCCACAGAUUCUGUUUGCACAUUACAGGUUCUCAGUCAAGACAAGACACCCUUGCUUCAUAGUCUUGUAUUCGGGGAGGGAGUAGUGAAUGAUGCAACCUCUAUUGUACUUUUCAAUGCAGUCCAAACACUCGAUAUGAGCAGUAUCAAUGCUUUCCUGGCUUUAAAACUUUUUGGGACCUUCCUUUACCUCUUCUUCACAAGUACAGCACUUGGCAUAGCAGUGGGUCUUAUCAGUGCUUAUAUUAUAAAAACAUUAUACUUUGGAAGUUAUGGUUGUGAUUAUGAUUACGUUCCUGAUGCUUCGUUUCUUAAGAAACAGCUCAUUUGUCUGUUAUCCCUUAGUGGGAUUUUGACAGUUUUCUUUUGUGGCAUUGUUAUGUCACACUAUACAUGGCAUAAUGUUACUGAAAGCUCAAGGAUAACAACCAAGCAUGCAUUUGCAACUAUUUCAUUUAUUGCAGAAACUUUUAUAUUCCUGUAUGUUGGUAUGGAUGCCUUCGACGUUGACAAGUGGAAAGCAAGCCAUACGAGCUGCCUGAUUGGGAGCCUUCAUGGUGGAUUUCACUGUAGGGUCCGAUAUAACUGUUGUUUGAUAAUUACUUAUAUAGUGUUUGGAUCAAUAACAAAGCCUCUGAUUGAAGCUUUACUAUUUCAACAUUCAAAGCAAUCAAAUACAGACGCAUCUGAAAACCAAAGCUCUGAAGAAUUACAUAUAUCGCUUCUUGAAAAUGGAUUAUUGCCAAGUGAAGAGGGUGGCCAUGGAACACUCACCAGGAGAAGUAGUCUAAGCUUGCUAAUAAGUUAUCCCACAUCAACUGUUCACUACUUCUGGAGGAAAUUUGAUGAUAGAUUCAUGAGGCCAAUGUUUGGAGGCCGGGGUUUUGUUCCAUUUGUUCCUAGUUCACCCACUGGUGCAGAAGAAGUACAUUCUCAAACAUGAAGGCAAGCCUGUUUACUCUUCUGCCAUAUAUUUACUAUUUCUUCCAUUGGGUCUGUAUCAUAUCAAAUAAAUUCAGUUCUUACAGUUAUAGGAAAUCCGAAUAUCACUUGAGGAAAUAUCAUGCGAUCUGCUUUACU